Electrophorus electricus (electric eel) is the source of this 4648-nucleotide messenger RNA. It is a transcript of the gene gnpat, whose product is annotated as glyceronephosphate O-acyltransferase. Gene Ontology annotation, biological process: triglyceride biosynthetic process; fatty acid metabolic process; phospholipid biosynthetic process. Lineage: Eukaryota; Metazoa; Chordata; Actinopteri; Gymnotiformes; Gymnotidae. Gene Ontology annotation, molecular function: glycerone-phosphate O-acyltransferase activity; glycerol-3-phosphate O-acyltransferase activity. Gene Ontology annotation, cellular component: peroxisomal membrane; mitochondrial membrane. The record is from RefSeq and is a predicted model, not a curated record.
CUCUACAGAUCGCAGGUCUUUCCACCGUCGCCUCGCCGAUGGUGCGGUAGCUCCUGGGUCGGAAUGGCGUCCGUGCUGUAUUCGCCGCGAGACCCCGGGCUGAAGAAGAGGGACGAGCUCGAGGACAUGCUCGAGGAGAGGCGCCGCUCCAGCGACGCGCGGCACGCGCUGCGCUGCUACGCGCCCGCGGUCUACAAGGGGCUCGCGCCGCGCGAGGUGAGCGCGCUCCGGGGCGCCGUCCUGCAGUCCGACGCGCUGCAGCACGUGAUCGGCCAGGUGUCCGCGGAGUGUGGGGAGCGUCGCGAGCUGGUGCAGGAGGAGGCCGCCCACCUGCUGGACGAGAUGGCCCACCGCCUCCGGCUCGGCACGGUGCGCUUCUUCGCCUACGUGCUGAGCAAGGUCUUCAAGACCCUCUUCCGCAGUGUGCGCGUCAACGAGGAGGGCGUUCAGAGGUUGCAGCAAGCUAUUCAGGAUCACCCGGUGGUGCUCCUGCCCAGUCACCGUAGCUACAUGGACUUCCUGAUGAUGUCAUACAUCCUCUACACCUACGACCUGGCUCUGCCGGUCAUCGCCGCGGGAAUGGAUUUCAUGAGCAUGAAGGUUGUCGGGGAGAUGCUGCGAAUGUCCGGGGCGUUCUUCAUCCGGCGCUCCUUCGGGGGAGAUAAACUCUACUGGGCCGUCUUCUCCGAAUACGUGAAGACCAUGCUGAGGACCGGCUAUGCGCCCAUCGAGUUCUUCCUGGAGGGAACAAGGAGCCGGACAGGGAAGUCCCUGACGCCCAAGACAGGUCUACUGAACAUCGUAAUGGAACCUUUCUUUAAAGGGGAAGUGUUUGACAUCCACCUGGUCCCAGUCAGCAUCAGCUACGACCGGAUUCUAGAAGAAUCUCUGUACGCGCGCGAGCUCCUUGGGGUGCCCAAGCCCAAAGAGACCACGUCCGGUCUUCUGAAAGCCAGACAGAUCCUGCGCGAGGACUACGGCGUCAUGCAUGUGUACUUCGGUCACCCCGUGUCCGUGCGCAGUCUGGCCCAGGGCCGCGUUAAGCGCUCGCAGUACAACCUGGUGCCCAGGCACAUCCCCCAGAGGCCGUGCCUGGCCGCCCAGGCUCUGGUGGGCGAGGCGGCGUUCCGUCUGGUCCGUCUGCAGGAGCAGGCCAUGGUGCUCCGGCCAUGGACGCUGGUGGCCACGCUGCUACUCCAGAACCCCGACGGCAUGGACCUGCCUGUCCUCGAGGAGCAGGCCGCCUGGCUCCGCCGCCUGGCCCUGUCCUUCGGAGCCUUCCUGGACUGGCCGGAUUGCAAACCCUGCCGCGAGGUGGUCGGCGCCGGCCUGGCCCUGCACAAGAACCUGGCCCGCGUGUCCGGGGGCCGCGUGCGACUGGCCGUCGCCGAGACGCCAGGGGUGGGUCAGACGGCCGAGGAGCUGGCGUUCGACCGGGCGGUCGGCGUGCUCUCUUGCGCCUCCUACAGGAACCAGAUCCUGCACGUGUUCAUCAGGCCUGCUCUGCUGUCAGUGGCCCUGCGGACUGCUAACUCCAGCAGGAAAGAUGAGGUCUACACCUGCUUCAACUUCCUGUGGACUGUGUUCUCCAAUGAGUUUAUCCUCUGCCCCGGGGCCUCGGUGCAGGACUUUGAGGAGGCGUGUUACCUCCUGGGAAAGUGUUGUGCCGUCCAGGAGUCACAGCAGGACAUUGUGAUGUCAGAGGGCGGACACGCGACCCUGGCCUUCCUGCGUGCACUCCUAGACCCUUUCCUGCAGGGAUACCAGGUGGUGUGCCAGUAUCUGUGUAAGGAGACGGAGGAGAACCUUCGUGAGAAUAAGUUCGUUCCAGCAGCGAGGAACUUCGCCCUCCAACUCAUCCUAGCAGGAACCCUGAAGUGCUACGAGGCCUUGUCAUCGGACCUGCAGAAGAACGCCCUCGCCGCCCUGGUCCAGCUGGAGGCCGUCACGAAGGUCAAAGUCGGUGAUCAGGUGACACUGAAGGUCAACAGGAGGGCAGCGAGCUCGCUGGAGGACAUGCUGGGGGGCAGAAUUCCUACCCAGAAACCUGUCCACGCGCGACUGUGAGCGCGAGCGGGAGGCGGCGGGAGAGCCCGAGAGGAGUCCGGGGCCGCGACCUCCGCCGUUACCACGGCGGCGCGUUUCCGUGCAUCUGCGCGGCUCUGCUGUCUACAGAGACUGUUUGUGGUUGGAGCCUUAAAGAGACUUAACGGGUUCGCUGUCUGAGACGUUCUUGCCCUCUCUCUCUCUCUCUCUCUCUCUCUCUCUCUCUCACACCUUUAUUUUAUCACUGUCUCCAUUGAUGGUGUCUCCUCCUGCUGAGUGAUCCACCUCACUGCCUUUAACUGCUCUCUCGCUCUCUCUGUGUCUCUCUGAACCUUCAACAUGGCCACGUUUCUGUUUCGUGACCUCCUUCUUUAUUAAUUUGACUUUAACGUUAGCAGGCGGAGACCAGAACGGUCUCCGUUACCCUGUCUUUUCACUCGGUACUGAUCCGUUGUUAAAACUCCCAUCUUGUUUGUUAUUGUUGCUUUGCUUUUGGCGUGCUGUUUUUAUUUCUCAUCCUCUUUUCUUCGCUCGGACGUCUUCAGCGUUUCCUUUGCGCGUCAGGCUUUUGGCUUUUUCGCCGGGCCGCCGCGACGUCAUCCCCUCUCCGCGAGCGGCGCGGACGCCGGAGCCGGAAUCCACAGUUAUCGCUUGCUCCAAAGGCGGCUUAUCCCGAGAAAGAGUGCGAUGAUCGCCACUGAAUGUUUACGUUCUCUCAGCAGAUGUGCGCUUUCAUAGAAAACCGCAAAAAAAACAAACCAAAAUGCUCUUUUAGUUUUAUACCGGAGAGCGGAAUGUGCAGGCAACCUGAGAGAAAGCGGCGAGUUAUUUGGACGUUUCUGUACUGUCCGUCCUUGAUGGUUUUAUGGGAAACAGAAGUGUGGUUAAUUGCCCUCGACGCAGGCUGCAGUUUCUCGCGUUCCCGAAUGAGAUUUUGACGGCUAGCGAAGCGGAGCUCGUUAUCUGAUCGGGUGGGUGUCCCUGUAAAACUCCACCUGGGGCGUUGCGAGGCAGCAAAGCCUGCGCCGGCUCGUGCGCCGUCACACGGUGCGGUGUUCAGGGAGCGGAUGAUUCCACGAGCGCGUUUAACCGAUUGUGUUCUAUGCGUUACUCACAGUCCUGGAGGGUCCAGUUCACCGUUUUGUUUUCUUCUGCUAACAAACCUCAGUUGUGCCAUUUGGUUCGUUUAUCGAGUCUGUUAGGCUAGACCACAGCGGACGCAAGACGUAGGGGCUGGGAUGGAGAAACCUUGGCAUAGAUUAUGAUUGGUUAAGGCUAGGGUUAAGUGUAGGGCUGGGUUAUGUGUGUACGAUAUGAUUGGUUAAGGCUUGGGUUAAGUGUAGGGCUGGGUUAUGUGUGUACGAUAUGAUUGGUUAAGGCUUGGGUUAAGUGUAGGGCUGGGUUAUGUGUGUACGAUAUGAUUGGUUAAGGCUAGGGUUAAGUGUAGGGCUGGGUUAUGUGUGUACGAUAUGAUUGGUUAAGGCUUGGGUUAAGUGUAGGGCUGGGUUAUGUGUGUACGAUAUGAUUGGUUAAGUGUAGGGCUGGGUUAUGUGUGUACGAUAUGAUUGGUUAAGGCUAGGGUUAAGUGUAGGGCUGGGUUAUGUGUGUACGAUAUGAUUGGUUAAGUGUAGGGUUAAGUGUAGGGCUAGGUUAUGUGUGUAUGGAGCUAUCAUUUUAUAUACAUGUUUCAUUUUGAGUGUGCUUGCAAAAUUGGAUCAGUGCUUUGGGGAAGCUUUAAACACACACACACACACACACACACACACACACACACACACACACACACGCACGCAGCCUUGCGUCACAGUUUCAUACUCGCCCGAAACGCAUUGCCAAAAGAGACAGGAAGUCAUGGUUCCAUUUCACCUGCCCUGCUGAACUGUUAGGGUACACCGUCUUCAGAAUUCCACCAUGCCGUCCUCAGACAGAGUUCUGGAUCACGCACGAAGGGUGGAGACCAAAACCGUGGGUGAAACUUUGCACAGUCCACCGACAUUGUCUGUACUAACCCUGUUGGAAUAUUGUGGGCGGCUGUGUUGAACGUGUUAUGCUCCACACUUGGCAAAAGUAGCAUAUUGUGUUGUAUCGCAUGGACUGGCCAACUGUGGUAGAGAUUGAGUCUUGAAGAAUCCUGGAACCCCGUAGCCGGAGAGAAUUGGAAUUUUGUGGGAAUUUUUCGUUACACAUUUACCAAAGCACAGCUCAGUUUAACUCGUGUCAUGUGAUCAUUUGCCCAUAGCCAUAGUUGUUUUCCUGAAAGGUGCUAAAGGUCUUUUAUUUUGUAAAUGUCUGGAAAGCAGUAAAGUCUUCUCAGUGCGGGUGAAUAUUUAUGACCCCUCGAAAGUGUAACGUCAACAUCUCCCUGCUUUUACGUCCUUCAGGACCUCCAAAAUAAGGGUCUUUUUCUGCCAAAGUUAUUUUCUGUUACUUUAAAUAGUUUUUUUUCUUUCGUGUGUUUUCUAGCAUAAUGAGUCAGUUUUACGGUCUGACAGCGUUUGUCUAAUGAAUAACGUUUAUCACACUGAUAAUUGUGGCGUGUGUUUGAUACUAAGUCUGUAAUGACGAGAUUAAAGUUUGCUAAACAAAACACUGGAAUGCAGAA